Molecule: messenger RNA, 978 nt
Organism: Parathielavia appendiculata
Lineage: Eukaryota; Fungi; Ascomycota; Sordariomycetes; Sordariales; Chaetomiaceae
Product: NAD(P)-binding protein
Exons: 1
Coding region: 1-978 (325 amino acids)
Source: RefSeq, a predicted model, not a curated record
AUGGGCUUCCUAUACAGCCAGCUCAUAGAAUCGUGGAGACUGCCCUACCCCAACACCAACUAUGCUGGCCAGACCAUCGUCAUUACUGGCAGCAACACAGGCCUGGGAAAGGAAGCCGCGCGACACUACGCUCGCCUGGGCGCGAGCAAGCUGAUCCUCGCGGCCCGGAACGUCGACAAAGGCGAGGCCGCGAAGCAGGACAUCUUAACCACCGCCGCGAAAGGAGUAUCGAUCGAAGUAUGGCAGGUCGACAUGGCAAGCUACGUCAGCGUGAAAGCAUUUGCAGCUCGUAUUGAAUCCGAACUCGACCGGAUCGACAUCUUCCAUGCCAAUGCCGGCCUCGUGCGUGCCGAGUUUGCAAUGGCCGAGGACAACGAGACCGGCAUCACGGUUAACUACGUCUCAACCUUCUUGCUCGUGGCGCUGGUUUUGCCCAAGCUCAGGUCCACGGCGGAGCAGUUCAAGACACGCCCGAGCCUCGUGAUCACGAGCUCCGGGGCGCACAGGCACACCACGUUUCCGCAGAUGGAGGAGGUCAAUAUCCUGGCUGCAGUCAACGACAGAAACUACGCCGGCGGCAGGUACUGGAGGGACCGCUACCCAAUCUCCAAGCUACUGGGCAUCUUCGCCGUCCGGAGCAUCGCCAAGGAGCAUCCUGCAGACACGUACCCGGUCACGAUCAACCUCGUGAGCCCGGGGUUAUGUCAUUCGGGCCUCUCCCGCGAAGCCAAGGGCAUGCAAAAGAUCAUGUUCACGGGCAUGAAGAUGUUGCUGGCGAGGUCGACCGAGAACGGCAGCAGGACGCUGGUCGAUGCUGGCGUGCAAGGGCCAGAAUCGCACGGGCAAUACCUGGAGGACUGCAAGAUCGCUGAGCCGUCCGAGGUCGUGACGCAGAAUCCCGACGUGCAGGAUCGCUUGUGGGUCGAAUUGAAGGCGAAGCUGGAGGGGAUUCAGCCCGGUGUGACGGCGAACUUCUAG